Molecule: messenger RNA, 1446 nt
Organism: Ostreococcus tauri
Lineage: Eukaryota; Viridiplantae; Chlorophyta; Mamiellophyceae; Mamiellales; Bathycoccaceae
Product: Alpha-mannosyltransferase
Exons: 1
Coding region: 1-1446 (481 amino acids)
Biological process (GO): mannan biosynthetic process
Cellular component (GO): Golgi apparatus
Molecular function (GO): alpha-1,2-mannosyltransferase activity
Source: RefSeq, a predicted model, not a curated record
AUGUCGUACACGGCGGCUCACAAAUAUGCCCCAAAAUUCGCGGUAGACUGUACGGUUGAGUGCUCGUUUCGCCCAGAGCUACGUGUUCAUCAUUUGGUCAAUGGUUCGACGCGUGCUGUGCAUGUCUACGCGCGGCUCGACACACCAUCGGCGUCUUCUUCUCGAACAGAUAUCCAGCGCCUUGUCCGAGGCGUAUUAAGCUCAGCAAUCCGACCAGCUGUGCACGUUCGGAUGCCAAACGGAAGGAAACGAAUCGAUAACGAUUUCGUAGCGAGAGGCAUUCGCUUAGCAAUGCACGAUAUCGCUCGUCUCAGGGAGCGGAUUGACAUGUACAUGAGCACUGUUCCAAAGUUCACAAAUCCGAACACGCUUCCACGCUUGUUCAACGGUCGUGGCAUUGUGAUUGUCGGUAGCUCUUCGAAUGUGAAGUACUCCACCGGUUACUGGAUCGCUAUACACUCCAUUCGUCGCGCAGGUUGUCGGCUUCCCAUUGAGGUGUGGUUUCCUCGAGGUGAAAUUCCGACGAUAUUGCAGACGGAAGAGCUCCGAAAGCUAGGCGCAACCGUUCGCACACUCAAGCCAACGAAGUUUCAUAGUCGAUUCUCGAUGAAACUUCUCUCCGUGGCGAUGAGUGAUUUUGACGAGAUACUUUUCAUGGAUUCGGACAACAUAGCCCUGCGAGAUGUGAGCGAGCUGUUCGAUUCGAUUUCCUUCAUGAGCACAGGAGCUCUACUUUGGCAAGAUUUUUGGGUGGCGAGCGUUGCCCCCGAUUUCCAUGAGAUUUUACCACCGUCGCCCGAGCUUGCGUUUAAUGGCACGCAUGAGAGUGGACAAUUUAUCGUGCAGAAAUCUCGUAUAUGGCGAGCGCUUUGCCUGGCUUUGUUCUUCAACGCGCACGCAUCGUCCAUCUUCUCGCCGCUGGCGAGCAACUACAUGGGUUGGGGGGACAAGGAGUUCCUCUUCAUCGCCUUGGCGGCGACGCAGACGCCGUUCUCCCGCGUCGAGCACCUCCCCCACCAUAUCGGCGUCGACGUUCAGGCACGGAGAUCGGUGUACGGAAACGCGAUGCUACAGUUCGACGAGCACGGCGGGCCGAUGUUCCUGCACGCGAACAUCGGUAAGAUCGUCGCCGACGACGUUCCCGCAAACUUCACUCGAUACAACCGUCGAUGGACGACGCAAGACGAUGGCAACACCGUCAAGGAUGUCCGAGAACUCCUCCAAAACGCCACCGGUGAGGCCGAUUUCGAGCGUUGGCUUCACGGCGUCCUGGUCGACGUCCGAUUCGGAGUACUGAACGACUCGCGUCGUCAUCGACGAAACAUCCGCCUCCGCGCUCAACGACGCUGGUACCUCGAUCCCUCCGUCGUGCUCGCCCGCGCGCCCCUCCUUGAGGGGAUGUUUCUCGACGACCACCCCGGUCGACGCGUGCGGCGCGUCGGCUAA